Messenger RNA from Melitaea cinxia (Glanville fritillary), 4076 nucleotides. RefSeq names its product cullin-associated NEDD8-dissociated protein 1 (gene Cand1). Bases 1 to 3750 code for a protein of 1249 amino acids. NCBI's taxonomy places the organism in Eukaryota, Metazoa, Arthropoda, Insecta, Lepidoptera, Nymphalidae. The transcript is spliced from 24 exons. Gene Ontology annotation, cellular component: nucleus. The record is from RefSeq and is a predicted model, not a curated record. Gene Ontology annotation, biological process: protein ubiquitination; SCF complex assembly.
AUGGCUAGUGUAUCCUACCAAAUUGCAAAUCUUCUUGAAAAGAUGACAUCUAAUGACAAAGACUUCAGAUUUAUGGCCACAAAUGAUCUGAUGACUGAACUACAAAAAGACAGCAUAAAACUUGAUGAUGAUUCAGAGAGAAAAGUUGUUAAAAUGCUACUUCGUUUACUGGAAGAUAAAAACGGAGAAGUUCAAAAUCUAGCAGUAAAAUGUCUAGGUCCUUUGGUGAAUAAAGUGAAGGAAUAUCAAGUGGAAGGAAUUGUAGAAACCCUUUGUGCAAAUAUGCUUUCAGAUACAGAACAAUUGAGAGACAUAAGCAGCAUUGGUUUAAAAACAGUUAUAUCAGAAUUACCUUUAGGUUCAAAUACUCUUGCUGCAAAUGUAUGUAAAAAAAUCACUGGACGAUUAAGCAGUGCAAUUGAGAAGCAAGAAGACGUUUCAGUCCAAUUAGAGGCUUUGGAUAUUUUAGCUGAUUUGCUCAGCAGAUUUGGAGGACUGUUAAUUUCUUUUCACCCGAUGCUUUUGAAUUCUCUGCUGCCUCAGCUUGCUUCUCCACGUCAGGCUGUACGCAAACGCACCAUAGUGGCAUUGUCACACUUGGUGAUGUCGUGCAAUGUAUCACUCUAUAACAAGUUAAUAGACCAUUUGUUGGAGGGUUUAAGCUCCUCAACGUCUUCCAGUGUUAGUCGUACACAUAUACAAUGUAUCGCUUCUAUUUGCCGUCAAGCUGGUCAUAGGUUUGGCGAACAACUAUGGAGAGUGGCUCCACAAGUCCUAAGCCAUUCAACCGAUGCAGAUGAAGAAUUGCGGGAACACUGCUUGCAGGCAUUAGAGGCUUUUGUACUUAAAUGUCCAAAAGAAGUCCAACCACACAUACCAACAAUCAUCGAUCUGUGCCUGAAGAUGAUCACAUAUGAUCCAAACUAUAACUACGAGGAUGACGAGGAGGGCGGCGGCGGCGAGGACGAGGAGAUGGAGGACGAGUGCUUCGAGCCCGACGCGGAGCCCGACUCCGACUCCGAGGAGUACUCCGACGACGACGACAUGUCCUGGAAGGUGAGACGUGCGGCUGCUAAAUGCCUCGAGUCAGUUAUCUCAACACGCCAUGAACUGUUAGCGGAAAUGUAUCAGAAAGUUUCUCCGGCAUUGAUUGCGAGAUUCAAAGAGCGCGAGGAGAACGUGAAGUGCGACAUCCUGAGCGCGUACACGGCGCUGCUGCGCGCCACGCGGCCGCCGCCCGCGCUGCCGCCCGCGCUGGCGCCCGCGCGCGACUCGCCGCCGGCGCUGCUGCUGCAGCGGGUGCCGAGCGUGGUGCGCGGCGCGCUGCGCGUGAUCCGCGGGCGCAGCGUGCGCGCGCGCGCCUGCGCGCUGGCGCUGCUGCGCGAGCUGCUGGCCGCCGCGCCCGGCUGCCUCGCCGACCUCGCCGCGCGCGUCGUGCGCACGCUCACGCCGCCGCUCACCGACAAGAGUACGGCGUCGUCCAUGAAGAUCGAGACGCUGGUGUUCGUGGUGUGGCUGGUGCGCGGGCACGAGGCGCGCGCCAUGCGGCCGCACGUGGCGGCGCUGCUGCCCGCCGUGCUGGCGUGCGUGCAGGACCCCUUCUACAAGGUCACCGCCGAGGCGCUGCGCGUGCUGCAGACGCUCGUCAAGGUCAUGCGCCCGCUCGAGAGCUUGCAAGACGGCGACGCGGAGGAGAUGCAGGAGCUGCAGCGCUUCGUGCCCGCCAUGUACGAGUGCACGCUGGUGCGCCUGCGCGCCACCGACAUGGACCAGGAGGUCAAGGAGCGCGCCAUCGCCGCCUGCGGCCAGCUCAUCUGCCACUUCGGAGACUAUUUGGAGAACGAGCUCCCAGUGUGCUUGCCGAUAUUUUUAGAGAGAUUACGUAAUGAAAUAACUCGUUUGACUACUGUUAAGGCUCUCACAAAAAUCGCUUCGUCACCUUUACACAUCGACCUGCGGCCAAUUUUGACAGACGCUGUACCAAUUCUUGGAUCCUUCCUGAGAAAGAAUCAACGGGCCUUAAAACUUUCAACUCUAGUCUUAUUGGAUACUCUCGUUCAAAACUAUAGCAAUGCUAUUAGCAUAGAGCUGCUAAGUAAGGUGCUGACGGAGGUGCCGGCGCUGGUGUGCGAGGCGGACCUGCACUGCGCGCAGACGGCGCUGGCGCUGGUGCGCGGCGCGUGCGAGCGCUGCCCCGCCGCGCUCACGCCCGACGCGCGCGCCGCGCUCACGCCCAACGUGCUGGCGCUCGCGCGCUCGCCGCUCCUGCAGGGCGGCGCGCUGAAGGCGAUGGUGGGCGUGCUGUCGGCGCUGGUGGCGGCGGACGUGGCGGGCUGCUCGCGCCGCGAGCUGCUGGCGCUGCUGGUGGCGCCCGUGCACGCCUCCGCCGACCACGCCGCCGCGCCGCACCACGUCAAGCAGGCCUACCACUCGCUGGCCAAGUGCGUGGCGGCCGUGGUGGCGGCGGGCGGCUCGGACGCGCUGGACAUCACGCGCGGCUUCCUGCGCGACGCGGCGCACCCGCCCAGCGACACGCAGCACAUGUUCGCGCUGCUCGCGCUCGCCGAGAUCGGCCGCCACCUAGACCUGAGCUCAAUCCCGAACCUGAAGGAAGUUCUUUUGAGCUCGUUCGCGCCAUCAUCGGAGGAGGUGAAGUCAGCCGCGAGCUACGCGCUGGGCUCCGUGGCCGUGGGCAACCUGCCCGAGUUCCUGCCUUUCAUACUCAACGAGAUCGAGGCACAGCCCAAGAGGCAGUAUUUGCUAUUGCAUUCGCUUAGAGAGAUUAUAGCCUGUGAGUCAUGUACCCCAGAAGGGGUUGAAGCUUUAAGACCCUUCAUACCUGAAAUAUGGGUUCAGUUGUCGAAACACUGUCAAUGUGCAGAGGAAGGAUCUCGGAAUGUAGUAGCAGAAUGCUUAGGAAAAUUGUGCUUGUUGGAGCCUCAAGAUUUACUACCCCACUUGAAGGAAUUUUUGAAGUCACCUGAACCACUUACAAGAACAACUGCUGUUACUGCAGUUAAAUUUACUAUAUCAGACCAGCCGCAGGCGAUCGACGGGCUGCUGCGCGCCUGCAUGGCGGAGCUGCUGCUGCCGCUGCGCGACCCCGAGCUGGGCGUGCGCCGCGUGGCGCUCGUGGCCUUCAACUCCGCCGCGCACAACAAGCCCUCGCUCGUGCGCGACCUGCUGCCCGACCUGCUGCCCACCAUCUACGCCGAGACCAAGGUCAAGAAAGAGUUGAUCAGAGAAGUCGAGAUGGGCCCGUUUAAGCACUCGGUGGACGACGGGCUAGACCUGCGCAAGGCGGCGUUCGAAUGCAUGUACACGCUGCUAGGCACGUGCCUGGACCGCCUCGACGUGUUCGAGUUCCUGCGGCACGUGGAGGACGGGCUGCGCGACCACUACGACAUCAAGAUGCUCACCUACCUCAUGUGCGCGCGCCUCGCGCACCUGUGCCCCGCCGUCGUGCUGCAGAGAUUAGAGAGUCUCGUGGAGCCCCUGCGAGCGACGUGCACGAUGAAGGUGAAGGCGAACUCUGUAAAGCAGGAGUACGAGAAGCAAGACGAGCUCAAGCGCUCCGCUCUACGUGCAGCCGCCGCGCUGCUACAGAUACCGGACGCGGACAAAAAUCCUCACUUAAUGGACUUCGUAACACAAAUCAAGUCUUUCCCGGACCUGCAGCCAAUAUUCGAAUCCAUCUUAAAGGACUCGUCGGGCGCCGGCGUAGAUGCCAACCUCAUGGACCAGAGCUAGCCGCGCCAACAAUCCCUGCGAGAUCUCUCUUUUCAUUUCGUUUAAGUUCAUACCUUACGUUGUAAAAAUUAUAACCGAUAUGAAAAUAAGACAACGCGAUUUGAUUCAACAGUUUAUAAUUAUAAAAAUUACAAAUAUAAGUAUCGCCGACAGAAAGCUAGGCGCUCGUCUCCGAGCAACGAUAGCGGACGAAGUGGGGAUCGGAAGGAACGUUAUCUUCAUUAUAUAUUAUUCUUCGAUAGUUCUAUCUGAUAUGUAUUGUGAUAUUAUUACAAGUUAUGUGGAAUAUUCGCAGGAGUUUGGAUAAAUACAAUAAUAAAGCGAAA